This is a messenger RNA of Cajanus cajan (pigeon pea), 1680 nucleotides long. The record is from RefSeq and is a predicted model, not a curated record. NCBI's taxonomy places the organism in Eukaryota, Viridiplantae, Streptophyta, Magnoliopsida, Fabales, Fabaceae.
UACCUUUUUCUAUUUCUCAAACACUACUUGUUUAAAAACUUCGUCUUUCAUCUACUUUCAUUUCAACAAUUUGAUAAGACGAAAACACACUUGUCCACUAUUUUUGAAGGAACAAUUUUUUUUGGACGAUAAAUCCUUUCAGACGGAAAACAUGCUUACUCAACUUGUUUGUUGAAGCAGGCGAUCAGUUUUAUUGAAUGCAAAAAGCUUUCAAGUCAGAUGAGCCUGCACAAGUUUUAAACAAUGCUUGAAUAUUCUUUGUAUUAAAAGAAAAAAUAGUAUCUUUUGCAAAAUGAUUUUGAAAAAUCUUCCUUCGAACACACACACACAUUCAACCCCCCCUUCUGUGUGUAUUUUCGCUAACUUCAGUUGGUAUCAGAGCUUGACCCCUUGGGUUGAGCAUCUAACACUACAGGAGAAACGAUCAUGGAAAACGAAGGACAGGCCAUAAAUCGUCCACCUCUCUUCAGAGGAACAAAAUACGACUACUGGAAACAAAAAAUGAUUGCAUUCUUUGAUGCAUGUCAUAUAGACAUGUGGGACGUUGUGGAAAAAGGAAACUACAUCCCUUGAAAUGAAGCCAGUGAUGAGAUACCCAAGGCACAAUGAAAUGAAGAGCAGAAGCAAAGAUUCGUGCUAAACUAAAAAGCACGCAAUGCGCUCAUGUGUGCCCUGUCUGAGGAGGAAUACACUAAAGUUCACAGCUUCAGAAGUGCAAAACAGAUGUGGGAUACAAUAGCCCUGACCUACGAGGGAUCCCUAGAGGUAAAACGCAAGAUGCUAAGCUUGUUGGCGUGUAAGUAUGAACUCUUCGAAAUGGAAAAAAUUGAAUCUAUCCAAACCAUGUUUGGAAGAUUUCAAACAAUUGUAAAUGAACUAUCAUUUUUAGGAAGAACUUACGAUAAUUUUGAUCAUAUUGACAAAUUACUUCAAAGUUUACCCAGGAAGUGGAGACCACAGGUCACAGCCUUGAGAGCGUCCAAAAACUUAGAAAAGCUCUCACUGGAGGAACUCACUAGACUACUUAAAGUCCAUGAGUUGGAGCUACAACAAGACGAUGUUGGGAGAAAACAGAAAUCCAUUGCACUGAAUGUACAAAAGACAAAGUCCACUCCAACAUCCUCAAGAGUCCUAAAGGCAGAAGAGACAUCUAAUGAAAGUUGUAGUGAAGGUACUUGCGAUACAGACGAUGAGAUAUCCUUCUUAUCAAGGAAUAUCCUCUCAAUGAUGAAAAAGAAGGGAGGAAUACGAUGGAGAAAAUACAGCAGAACUCCCAAAGAGAAAGCACAACCACUGUGCUUUGAGUGCAAGAAACCUAGACACUACAAAAUAGAAUGUCCAGAACUAGAAAAAGAAAAAGAAAAAGAGAAAAAGAAGUCGAUCUCCUAUAAGAAAAAGAAGGCAAUGAUGGCCACCUGGGAGGACCAUGAUACCACGUCACCUAAGGAUGAUGUAGAAGCAAACAUCUGUCUUAUGGCAGACACAGACUCAUCAUCAGAAUCUGAUGAUGAAGAGGUUUUGAAAUCUGGAGGAAAAUGGCUCAGCCAUUCAAAAGGGCUGAGCGGAUUCAAUAAAUUGGAAAGAGAACUACAACAGCCAAAACUUGUUAUUGGGAACUUCAUGCAACAACCAAAACAUGAACCACAACCAACAACAACAACAGCCAAAGCUGAGGGAUAG